GGUGGCCGCGGUCGUGCAAUCCGGGGACGUGUCCGGCUACUCUGUAACUUCGGUCGGUGCCCAGGGAGUGGAGCAGCUGCCUCAUUAGUAUUCGUACCCACGAGGCGGCGCAGCGAGCCCUCCGGGGGAGCGAGUGUCGCGGCAAUGGCUUAUCAUUCAGGCUACGGAGUUCACGCAAACCUACUCACUCUCCAAGGCUCAGUUCAGAGAUCACUUCCCUUGAGAAGCCCCCAGGAACCCCCAGGCUCCAAGCACAGGGCCCGGGCAGCUCCAGAUCCUCCUCCCCUCUUCGAUGAUACAAGCGGUGGUUACUCCAGCCAGCCAGGGGGAUACCCAGUCCCAGGAGCUGAUGUGGCCUUCAAUGUCAACCACUUGUUUGGGGACCCAAUGGCCAACGUGGCUAUGGCCUAUGGCAGUUCCAUCGCAUCCCAUGGGAAGGACAUGGUGCACAAGGAGCUGCACCGUUUUGUGUCUGUCAACAAACUCAAGUAUUUUUUUGCUGUGGACACAGCCUAUGUGGCCAAGAAGCUAGGGCUACUGGUCUUCCCCUACACACACCAGAAUUGGGAAGUGCAGUACAGUCGUGACGUCCCUCUGCCCCCACGACAAGACCUCAACGCCCCUGACCUCUAUAUUCCCACAAUGGCCUUCAUCACCUAUGUGUUGCUGGCUGGGAUGGCACUGGGGAUUCAGAAAAGGUUCUCCCCAGAGGUGCUGGGCCUGUGUGCAAGCACAGCGCUGGUGUGGAUCGUGCUGGAGGUGCUAGCCCUGCUCCUGGGUGUCUACCUGGCCACCGUGCGCAGUGACCUGAGCACCUUCCACCUGCUGGCCUACAGUGGCUACAAAUAUGUCGGGAUGAUCCUCAGUGUGCUCACAGGGCUGCUCUUUGGCAGCGAUGGCUACUACGUGGCACUGGCCUGGACUUCAUCGGCACUCAUGUACUUCAUCGUGCGCUCUUUGCGAACAGCGGCCCUGGGCCCCGACAGCAUGGGGGACCCGGCCCCCCGGCAGCGUCUCCAGCUCUACCUGACUCUGGGAGCUGCAGCCUUCCAGCCCCUCAUCAUAUACUGGCUGACUUUCCACCUGGUCCGGUGACCCCUGGCCCCCACUGGCACUGAUUUUUCCAUACAUUGAAGAUUUGAUUUCCUUGA
Molecule: messenger RNA, 1151 nt
Organism: Molossus molossus (Pallas's mastiff bat)
Lineage: Eukaryota; Metazoa; Chordata; Mammalia; Chiroptera; Molossidae
Gene: YIF1A
Product: Yip1 interacting factor homolog A, membrane trafficking protein
Exons: 9
Coding region: 145-1095 (316 amino acids)
Biological process (GO): endoplasmic reticulum to Golgi vesicle-mediated transport
Cellular component (GO): Golgi membrane; endoplasmic reticulum-Golgi intermediate compartment; COPII-coated ER to Golgi transport vesicle
Source: RefSeq, a predicted model, not a curated record